UUAAAGAAGGCAAAGAUGAAUUACGCAAUCAGAUCAAUUCGAACAACUCCACCGGCCGUCUUCCCUUAUCAUUUCGGUCGGAAGAGUUGUGCUGUCAAGCUUAGACGGGUUACCACUUUGUCUGCCGCGCCGGAUAGUGAGCACAGCAUGGACAAGACAAACGACCCCACCGACAAAACUGGGGACGUCAUGUCUCAUUCGUUUGGAGAAGGGUAUGCGACGAGGUCAGACGAAGAAGGAUUUGGUGGGAUAUAUGUAGGGAAUCAGUCCUCAUCUAAGGCUGAUCUUGACAAGGAAAUCCAUGAGAACCACCCCGCUUAUGACAAGACACAAGGGAGUGAAGUGAAGGAAAAGGAGAAGGCAAGGCACCAGAAACAUGAAUCAACUUGAGUAGUUGAUAUAUAUCUACAUGAUCUCCAUGUGUACUAGACUUUGUUAUUGCUGUUAUUUUUUUUUAUCCUUUUCCUGGGGAUUAGUUUCUUUUCGGACAGAACUACGUACUAAUGUUUGAUUAGUUUAUGUGGUGGUGAGGAUGUAAUUGUGAGCUUUGACGUUUUUAUUAUGUAUAAUUAGCUUCCUUUUUUGCCGA
This is a messenger RNA of Tripterygium wilfordii, 589 nucleotides long. RefSeq lists its product as uncharacterized. NCBI's taxonomy places the organism in Eukaryota, Viridiplantae, Streptophyta, Magnoliopsida, Celastrales, Celastraceae. The transcript is spliced from 3 exons. The record is from RefSeq and is a predicted model, not a curated record. Bases 16 to 390 code for a protein of 124 amino acids.